This is a messenger RNA of Camellia sinensis, 597 nucleotides long. The record is from RefSeq and is a predicted model, not a curated record. Lineage: Eukaryota; Viridiplantae; Streptophyta; Magnoliopsida; Ericales; Theaceae.
AUGAGCAAGUGGGAUGCUGCCCAGAUGUUCUUGCUCAGCGCUCGGCCACCCCUCUCCUGGCCAGGGUUUGUGAGCUACUCGUGGUUCGAGGACCAGUUAAGGGUACAGGCACCAACGACCCGCGAGGAGGUCGAGCAGUAUGUCCGAGGGUUCCUCAUGUUUUUGUUGGGCACCACUCUUUUCGCCGACUGGGCGAACACAAUUGGACUCUAUCUACUGAGCACACUGGUGGACGUGACCCGGAUCCGGCGCUAUGAUUGGAAUGGCGCAGGCCUAGCCACAUUGUACGGGUACAUGAGUUCCUCAUCUCGCCGCAGUGGACAUCUGCUAGGAGGCUACUGGCAAGCCUGGGAGUUGUGGGUGUAUGCCUACUUUCCCAGGCUUGCUCCGGAGCCGGAGGUGGAGAUGCCCCUCGUUGUCUCAUAUUCUCAUCGAUACAAUGUGAGGUGCGAGCGGAGGCCGCGGGAGUCUUUCUUGUUCUUCCGCAAAUACUUUGAUACCAUAGCUGUAGCAAAGAUCGCGUGGCAGCCCUGGGCCGUGUUGCCUGAUGCAGUUAGAGACCAGUACAUGGGUGCUUGGGAGACUGCCCGAUUCUGA